Trichosurus vulpecula (common brushtail) is the source of this 1413-nucleotide messenger RNA. RefSeq names its product formiminotransferase cyclodeaminase N-terminal like (gene FTCDNL1). The record is from RefSeq and is a predicted model, not a curated record. Gene Ontology annotation, molecular function: folic acid binding; transferase activity. The transcript is spliced from 6 exons. Lineage: Eukaryota; Metazoa; Chordata; Mammalia; Diprotodontia; Phalangeridae. Bases 173 to 1150 code for a protein of 325 amino acids.
CCUCCCACGGCCCUAACCGGCCACUCAGAAGUCGGGAACCCCGGGCUGCCGGGGCACCUCCUGGGGGCGGGACCUCAGAGCGCCUGCAGCCCCCCGCGGGCGGGCGAGUGGGAGGGGGAGGAGCAGGCCGAGGGCCCUUCACGCGUGUCCCAGAGACCACCCAGAAAUUACAAUGUCUUCUAGCAGACUGGGGCUCCGUUUGGCUGCCUGUUUACUAAACAUUUCUGAAGCCAGAAGAAAAAACGUAGUUGAGAAAAUAGCAAAAGCUGCUCUUUUUGAAGAAAAUGGAAAGGAACAUUCUGAAACUACAGUGCUCAAUAUAUUUUCUGAUUAUGAUUAUAACAGAUCAGUUAUAACAAUAGCAGCACCUGUUGAGAAGUUGGUCAACUCUAUUCUUGCUGCAUGUGUGGAGGCUUUCCAGCUGAUUGAUAUGGAGGUUCAAGAAGGAAUUCACCCUUGCCUUGGAGCAGUGGACCUCAUUCCCAUCUACCCUCUCUCUGGGGUAGGAGUCGAAGAGUGUGGAUUGGUGGCCAGAAGCUUAGCUGAAAAGCUGACCAUUCGUGUGCCCGGUUGCAGUAUGUUUCUUUUUGGGGAAGCUGACCAUCCAGAGAAACGAAGCCUUGUCCAAAGACGGAAACAGCUUGGCUGGUUCUCAAGGAGGGAAUUCAAUUCUCUUAAACCUGAUUUAGGAACUAUGCCUAACAAAAGAUGUGGCUUAACAGGUAUUGGUGCCAGCCCCUAUGUGAUGAACUGCAAUGUGACAAUUGACUCUCAAGAUUUGGCUACAGGAAAAAAGAUUGCAAGUGCCAUCAGAGGCUCCAAUGUGGAUGGACUAAAGGGUGUUCAAGCUAUGGCUUUUCCUCAUAAUGGGAAAAUUGAAAUUGCUUGUAAUGUAGAGAGUUUUGAAGAUCAAAAUCCUAUAGGAAACACAGGAUAUAUGACAUACUGUAUUCUUGGGCAUCAUUAUUCUUACAUUUCUCCUCAAUCUCUAGAGGCUCAAAUUAAAAAGCUGGCUCACAAUCAGGGAAUUAGCACCAUUGGAACAGCAUUGGUUGGGUUUACCCCUCAGGAGUGCAAAGACUGUGCUGAAUAUGCUCUAAGGGAAAAGAUUGGAGAAUUCUGGAAGAAACGGGAGGGCAUUUUCAUGUGACUCCAGCAAAUGCUGCUUUUGCAUUAAAUGGAAAGUGGCAGCCUCUACCAAACCCUUUCUUCUAAAGAUGAAAAGGAGGUGCACAGAGGUUGGGUUGAAGCUGCAAUAGAAAAAUAGUAUCUGUAAAUGUCAACAAAAAUGGCCUUGUGAUUUUUGCUAUGAUUAUCAGGAAUACUUACCUACCGUGUGGUAGUUAUAAAAGAUCUUGGAAGAAAAAAAUCAAUCCUUGGAAAAAGAAAAUAUAUAUAUACAUAUAUAUAUAC